Papilio xuthus (Asian swallowtail) is the source of this 2148-nucleotide messenger RNA. Its product is annotated as multidrug resistance protein homolog 49-like. Gene Ontology annotation, molecular function: ABC-type oligopeptide transporter activity; ATP binding; ATP hydrolysis activity. Gene Ontology annotation, biological process: oligopeptide export from mitochondrion. Gene Ontology annotation, cellular component: mitochondrial inner membrane. The record is from RefSeq and is a predicted model, not a curated record. Lineage: Eukaryota; Metazoa; Arthropoda; Insecta; Lepidoptera; Papilionidae. Bases 1 to 1998 code for a protein of 665 amino acids. The transcript is spliced from 15 exons.
AUGACCCCUCACUGCCCAGCAUGGCGCGGAUUACGCCUGGGAGUGAGAGGUCAUCUCCGAUUGCCGCUGCCAGAGUGCGGCGCUCUUCGGAUCACGCUGUACAUACCUGAAGGAGCGCGGCCGGCGGAGGACGCAGUCUCAUAUUUUGAAAUUUACAAGUACGGGCGAUGGUACGAGCUGGCGGCGAGCGUGGCGGGCACGGUGCUGGGCCUGCUGAGCGGCGGAGGCCUCUGCUACAACCUGGCGCAGUUCGGCGAGCUCACCACGGCCUUCGUUGACCGCACCGCCAACCAGCACGAGCUCUCCACCUACUUGCCUUUGACCACCUUAUUUGGCGGCGGAAGAAGACUGGUGAACGCGUCUCACGAAGAGAAUAUGGCAGCGCUGGAGGAAGACGCGCGAGCGACCUGCAUCGGUUGUUUCGUGGCAAUCAUCAUCUCCCUGGUGCUGUGUAACACUUCCAUCGCGCUGCUGAGCUGGAGCGCCGCCAGACAGAUAACUAGGAUAAGAAUGCUCUUCCUGGAGGCGGUGAUGCGGCAGGACAUGGCGUGGUUUGAUCUUGACACCGAAUUUAACCUGGCUUCCAAGAUGUCCGAGAACUUGAUGAAGCUGAAGGAGGGCAUGGGCGACAAGCUGGGCGUGAUCGCCAACCUGGUGGGUACCAGCGUGCUCUGCAUCUGCCAGUCCCUGAGCUUCGGCUGGGAGCUGACGCUGGCCUGCAUCACCGUAAUCCCCUUCGCCGUCGCCGCGUCCGUCAUCUUAUCCAACUACCAGACGCGGUCGAUGGCGCGCGAGAUGGCGUCCUACAGCCGCGCGGGGAAGCACGCCGAGGAGGUGCUCAAGUCGGUGCGCACAGUCGUCGCGUUCGCCGGCGAGCGCAUCGAGAGCGACAGGUACCUGGCGCUGCUACAGCCGGCGGAGAACGCAGGGAGGCGGCGCGGGCUGCUGACGGGCGUGGGCACCGGCGUGCACUGGCUGCUCACGUACGGCAUGGACGGCAUCUGCUUGGCGUACGGCGCGCGGCUGGUGCUGGCCGACCUCGACCGCCCCGCAGACCACAGGAAGUACGUCAUCGGAGUCUUGUUCAGUAUCCUGUUCAACGUGUACAUGGCGACUCAGUCGGUGACGUUCUGCGCGCCGCUGGCGGAGGUGUUCGCGGCGGCGCGCGGCGCGGCGGGCAGCGUGUUCGCGCUACUGGAGCGGCGGCCCGCCAUCGACUGCCUGGCGGCGGGCGGCGCGGAGCCGAAAGUGGCCACCGGCAGCUUCGGGAUCAAGGACGUGGAGUUCAGCUACCCCACGCGGCCGCAUCAGCGAAUUCUGAAAGGAGUCAAUUUGAAGGUGGAGGCCGGCCAGACCGUGGCGCUGGUCGGUUCCUCCGGCUGCGGCAAGUCCACCAUCCUGCAGCUGCUGCAGCGCUACUACGACCCCGACUCCGGCACCAUCGAGCUGGACGGGCGGGACACGCGCGCGAGCCUGACCCUGGUGCGGCUGCGGCGGCAGCUGGGCGUGGUGCAGCAGGAGCCCGUGCUCUUCAACCGCUCGCUGGCAGAGAACAUAGCGUACGGCGACACGGCGCGCGACGUGCCCAUGGACGAGGUGAUCGACUGCGCGAAGGCCGCCGACAUACACAACUUCAUCCUCACUCUGCCGCAGGGCUACGAGACGAACCUGGGCGCGAGCGGCGCGCAGCUGUCGGGCGGCCAGAAGCAGCGCGUGUGCAUCGCGCGCGCUCUGCUGCGCCGGCCGCGCCUGCUGCUGCUGGACGAGGCCACCUCCGCCCUGGACGCCAACAGCGAGAAGGCGGUGACGCGGGCGCUGGAGCGCGCGGCGGAGGGCCGCACCUGCAUCACAGUCGCACAUCGCCUCUCCACCGUCAAGGACGCCGACCUCAUCUGCGUCUUGGAUCAAGGUAAAAUAGUAGAACGCGGCACGCACGCGCAGCUGCUGGGUCUGCGGGGGCGCUACUGGCGUAUGUGCCGCGGACAGCACGCGGCUUGACCGCGGGUUCACCGCGGCCGGCAGGAGAUGCUGAAUUCUAUUUUGUUAUUGUUUAAAAUAAAGCCAUCAUAUAACAUGUGCCUAUCUUGUGUAUUGAGACGCGAUCAUUUGCUUUUGAAUCAAAUAAAUACACUUCCUAUACUUCUCUGA